AUGAGGAGCGUUGGAACCACCAUCCGGGACUCGGGCCCAGUGAGGUUCACCACCGCAUUACUUACUGCGAUACUCAUCACCAGCGCUACCUUUCUACCACUCCUCGCUCGCGAAGCUGCUGCAAACCCAAUUCCAGCGCCGCGACCACACCCUAACGCCGGACCGGGACCACAGGCAAAUCCAGAUCCACAAGCUGGCAGUCCGACAGUUGAUGGUUUGUACCCAGAUCCAGAACUAUGUCGUGGCAACUGCACAUGGAUCCACGAUCCUAGCAUCUUGUACGAAGACGAAGGCCCUUGGCGCUAUGAAGGCGCUUUAUUGCAUAACGGUACGAGUAUAAUGGUCCAUCCAGAACAGGAUAUCUGGGCACCUUCAGUGACGAAGCGAGGAGACACUUACUACUGUCACUACUCUGUAUCCCGUAUCGGUCUCCAGAACUCGUCUAUCGGUGUGGCGACAUCGCUUUCCCUUAAGCCAGGUAGCUGGCAAGACCACGGUGAUAUCGGUCUCCCCCUAUCUCACAAGUACAACUUGAUCGACCCCUUCGUGUACCAAGAGACAUCCAAUGACCCAAUUUACUUCACCUUUGGAUCUUUCUGGGACGACAUCUUCCAAGUUGAGCUAUUCCCCCACGAUGACCUUAUAGCUUUUGGUAGGUGGGCCGCGGACAACAAUCGUAUCAAUAACUUGGUGCGCAAUGGUACCAUCGGUGCCGGAGUCUCUGAAGGUGCUAUCAUGCACAAAGAGAAGAACUUCUACUACAUGUUCUACAGUGUUGGUCAGUGCUGCAACAAGCCGUCAGACAAGGACGGCCUUGCACCGGAAGGUCAAGUGUACCACGUUGUCGUCUGCCGCUCGGAAGCCCCAACCAGACCCUUCUACGACCGAGAGGGCAAGAGUUGUCUCGAAGAGAAUGGCGGUACUACGAUCCUCGCCAGUCAUGGCGAUAUCUAUGCGCCUGGUGGUCAAGGUGUUAUGGCGCACCCUGACAAUGGGAGGACGGUGAUGUAUUAUCAUUAUGUCCGCCAGAGUGUUGGUUACGAGGCCGAUCAGUUCUUCUUUGGUUACAACUACCUCGACUGGGAGGACGGAUGGCCGGUCGUUGUGGUUGCCUGA
Alternaria alternata is the source of this 1116-nucleotide messenger RNA. Its product is annotated as Arabinanase/levansucrase/invertase. NCBI's taxonomy places the organism in Eukaryota, Fungi, Ascomycota, Dothideomycetes, Pleosporales, Pleosporaceae. Gene Ontology annotation, biological process: carbohydrate metabolic process. The record is from RefSeq and is a predicted model, not a curated record. The transcript has 4 exons. Gene Ontology annotation, molecular function: hydrolase activity, hydrolyzing O-glycosyl compounds. The coding region runs from base 1 to 1116 and encodes 371 amino acids.